Colletotrichum abscissum is the source of this 249-nucleotide messenger RNA. RefSeq lists its product as uncharacterized. Lineage: Eukaryota; Fungi; Ascomycota; Sordariomycetes; Glomerellales; Glomerellaceae. The coding region runs from base 1 to 249 and encodes 82 amino acids. The record is from RefSeq and is a predicted model, not a curated record. The transcript has a single exon.
AUGGCGGAUAAGAGACGAAGAGUCGAAAGGUCGAGGGAGGAUGCUACCAUCGAGCGAGCGGGCAGGUGGAGGUGUUUCUCCUUUCUAGGCUGUCUCUUUUGCGUGUCUCGUUCGUUUCGCUUUCUCAAUUCCCAGUGGCUCUAUGUCGGCGCCGGCAAGUUGGAAGAUUCGUGGUGUGUGUGUCUCUCUCUCUCGCCUGCAUGCGGUAGGAAAAGUUGGAUGAAACUCACCUCUUGGUCGUUGGAUUGA